AUGACUGGCAGUCUUUUAGCCAAUGUAUAUACAUAUAUAUAUAUACAUUGGCUAAAAGACUGCAUAUAUGAGGUGAAAGCGUUGAAUGAUGAACUACGAGAUGUAAAUGAACAAGUAAAGAGUGAUCGAUCGUUAGCACCGGAUCUUCUUAAAAAAGAGACCCUCUUACUCGAACACAAGAAACUACUACUCGAACAUCGGAAUCAAUUAAUGACAAUCCUCGAGGAGCGUUUAGUAAGAGCUCAACGAGCUUUAAAAAGAAAAAGCCUUCCAGGUCCAUUGUGGGGCAGUGAUUGGGCGGAGGAUACACUUUUAUCGUACAAUAUUGAUUUUGCUUCCGUUGAUGAACUGAAACAUUUGUUGGUACAAAAAGUACCAGAUCUAUCAGAUUCAAACGCCAUGUGGUUAGCAAAAUUGAUCUAUUUAGCUACUGUUGGUUUUGGCAAAUAUGAAUCAGCUGUUGAUGACAUGGUGCUGUGCUUAUUAAAUUUAUCGGGAUUUAAUGAGAAAAAUCUUGUAUCACUCUCAUCGUUGUCAUCUGGUCUCAAUAACCCUGAUAUGUUAAAAGAUUGUUCAUCGUUAAAUAAAUUAUUGAUAGAACUGAAUACACAUGCGAAACUUGUGUUGACAAAUUUAAAUACGUUAAGAAAACAAAAAGAAUUAUGUGAUGUAUUACUGAUCAUUGGACAGUCAAAAAUUCCAGCACAUCGAGCCGUUUUAUCAGCUUGUAGUCCCUAUUUUAAAGCAAUGUUUACUAGUGAAUUAGUUGAAAGUCGUUUAACGGAAACUGUUAUUCAUGAUGUUGAUGAAAGUGCAAUGGAUUUACUCAUUGAAUUUUGUUAUUGUUCAACAAUUUUAGUUGAUGAAAAAAACGUCCAAACAUUAUUACCAGCAGCUAGUAUACUACCGAUUCAAGAAGUUCAAGAUACAUGUUGUGAAUUUUUAAAAGCUCAAUUAGAUCCAUCAAAUUAUCUAGGUAUACGAGCAUUUGCUGAUACAUAUUCAUGUAGAGAAUUAUUAAAAAUUGCUGAUAACAUAAUUUCAAUGAAUGAGGAAGACGUGUUUAAUGCCAUAAUGCAUUGGGUACAAUGUAAUACAGAACAGAGAAAACAAUAUUUAUCACAGAUAUUGGGCAAUUUUCAAAAAAAAUUUGACAAUUACGAUAAUGUACAAGACGAAGUGAGAAAUUUUCUUGAUAAAUUAAAUAUUUUUGACGACGUAGAACCACAAUCACAUCAAACUGAUGCAGAUUUAUUGGCAAUUGACGCAUUUUUGUACGGACUCAAUGCAAAGAAGCUAUUUUAUACGUUAGUAGGAAAUAUGGGUUUUUUAUUUUCCAAGAUCUGGGCUUUGUUCGGUAAUGAAGAACAUAAAAUUAUUAUUGUUGGAUUAGACAAUGCGGGAAAAACAACAAUUUUAUAUCAGUUUUUAAUGAAUGAAGUUGUUCAUACAUCACCAACAAUUGGUAGUAAUGUUGAAGAAGUGAUAUUCAAAAACAUUCAUUUCCUUAUGAUGGACAUUGGCGGACAAGAGUCGCUACGGUCACAUUGGUCAACGUACUAUUCUCACACUGAAUAUGUCAUAUUAGUUGUGGAUUCAACCGAUCGUGAAAGGUUACCAUUAUCAAAACAAGAACUAUUGCGAAUGUUACAAAGUGAAGAUUUACGGACAGCAAGUGUUCUCAUAUUUGCCAAUAAACAGGACAUCAAAGAUGCAAUGACAUCAGCUGAAAUAUCAAAACAACUAUCUUUAACAUCCAUCAAGGAUCAUGCAUGGCAUAUUCAAGCAUGUUGUGCUUUAACAGGUGAAGGCCUGUAUCAGGGUUUAGACUGGAUCGCAAGCAGGCUAAAGAAAUGA
Didymodactylos carnosus is the source of this 1857-nucleotide messenger RNA. NCBI's taxonomy places the organism in Eukaryota, Metazoa, Rotifera, Eurotatoria, Philodinida, Philodinidae. The record is from the annotation of a GenBank genome assembly.